Knipowitschia caucasica is the source of this 1098-nucleotide messenger RNA. Lineage: Eukaryota; Metazoa; Chordata; Actinopteri; Gobiiformes; Gobiidae. The record is from the annotation of a GenBank genome assembly.
AUGGGAGCUGUGAACAAGGAUCACUGGUACUUCAUGGUACUCCUCUGUCUUUGCUUUGUCAAAGUGCAAGCUCACCGGGAGCCGAGCACCCUGGCUCUGUCUGAGGGCAUGGAGCUGGACUGUUUAUGUCCCUGGAGUGGAAACCUCAGUAUGGUCUCUUGGACCAAAGGCCAAGACAAGCACCCCAUCGCAGUUUUCCAUCCGGACUACGGCACAUCCUUCGCGUACCAGUACAGAGAGAGGGUGGAGUUUCUGAGGAGAAGUUCUCUGGACGGAAGCAUUGCCCUGAGGAACGUCACCCACCAGGACACCGGCCUGUACCACUGCUCCGUGCAGACUUUCCCCCAGGGGCCAUGGAGCAAGAGCAUCUAUGUGGAGGAUCUGGAUGAACCUCCAGCAGAAGAUGAAGAAGACGAAGCGGCCUCGGGUUUAGAGUUCCCCACUUCAGAGGCGCUGGACACCAGUCUGCAGCUGCUGGCGGAGCUCAAUGAAAACCUGACCCUGAGCUGUACUGGACUGCCCAACGUGACCGUGUACCAGGUCAUCAUGGAGAAGAGAGUGGGGGGCCGGCCGUGGGACAUCAUUGCGGUGUGUAAGCAGCUGGACGGGGGUCUGCUGACGGAGGACUACAGCGACAGAGGCAGCAUCAGCUGUGCUCACACUCUGGACGUCAGCCUCCACCUGCUGCACGUCCAGCCGGAGGACAGCGGCUUCUAUCGCUGCACCUUCCACACAGAGACGGGCUCCCACCACACCAACAUGAGCCUCACUGUGUCUGAGAGAGGUGGCUUCAGUCUGUCCAUGUACAUGUUCUAUGUCUACUGCAGCGCUGGGACCGCAGGGCUGCUCCUCCUCAUAGCCAUCAUUCUAAUUAUAGUCAGACAGAGGAACAAAAACAAACGAAUAGAGUAUAGCGUGAAGAACAUGUAUCCAGCACACAAACGGCCAAAUGUCUAUGAGAACCUGUCUGUGUGUCCCAGCGGAGCAAAGAGGUCCGUGUUUACCAGGAACUGCCCAUUGUACGCCAACCUGCCGGCAGUCCACGGCCACAGGCGCCCUGCCUCUAACAGCUCACAGCAUCAGGGCGUGUAUGUGUAG